Molecule: messenger RNA, 1340 nt
Organism: Hibiscus syriacus
Lineage: Eukaryota; Viridiplantae; Streptophyta; Magnoliopsida; Malvales; Malvaceae
Product: transcription factor SPATULA-like
Exons: 8
Coding region: 95-1195 (366 amino acids)
Cellular component (GO): nucleus
Molecular function (GO): protein dimerization activity
Source: RefSeq, a predicted model, not a curated record
CAAACCAAAAGCCAAAGCAUAAAAAGAAGUAAUCGAAUCAGAUGAAUGAGGAGAAGAGAAAAAUCAUUUUAAACUGAAAAAAGAAAGACUAGAAAUGGGGGAUAAAAUUAACCUUAACAUGUUUCAUUAUAAGAAUAACAAUGAUAAUUACUAUAAUUACAUCAAUGGGACGUGCUUAUCUUCUUCUUCAGAUGAUAUAUCCAAUCUUCUUCAUCAGUUUCUACUUCAUUCUUCUUCUUCCUCGUCUUCCUCUGUGAUGACCCACUUUGGGGGUCCAGCAGAUAAUCCACGGCGGUUUUCACCGUCAUCAGCACCGCCGGCUGGUGGAGAUUGGGUUUUGGUUGGAGCUCAUGGUAACCAUGAUACCGAUGAGUACGACUGUGAAAGUGAGGAGGGUCUUGAAGCAUUGGUGGAUGAGGCAUCGCCAAAGCCUGCUCCAUCUCGUAGUUCCUCGAAAAGAAGCAGAGCUGCGGAGGUUCACAAUUUGUCUGAAAAGAGGAGGAGAAGUAGGAUUAAUGAGAAAAUGAAAGCAUUGCAAAACCUGAUUCCAAAUUCUAACAAGACGGACAAGGCUUCGAUGCUAGAUGAAGCUAUCGAGUACUUGAAGCAGCUCCAGCUUCAAGUUCAGAUGCUAUCCAUGAGAAAUGGAUUAAGCUUGCAUCCUAUGUGUUUGCCUGGAGUUUUGCAACCGCUCCAGUUUUCCCAAACAAGAAUGAACUUGGGUGAAGAAAGUGGGUCUCUUUCCAUGAAUGUGUCGGGGACGGUACCGGGGAAUCAAGAAACCUCGGUGCAGAUGGUUUUCGAUCUACCCAACCUAUGCAAUUCUUCAAACCCUGCAUCAGUACCAAACAUGAUUACUUCUGAAACUUCAUUCGAGUUGGAAUCGAUCCAGGCUCAGUUAGGGCCAUUUCAGCUCCUCUCGUCGUCUCAGGAUAUUUGCAGGGAAGACCUUGUGCAUCAUCAUCAACAACUGAAGACCAACACAUCAGAAUUUGGUUUAGCUGCUACAACAACUGCAGUUUCGCUUCCCUUCGAUACACAAGAAUCGGAUUUAAAGGAAAGCGAUUCUCUUGAUGCUAGCAUGAUGACAAGAGACGAAUCUAAUAGUGUGCUGUUAAAGAAUAUGGACCAUGACCUUAUACUUUCUCCACACCUGACCAGCAUGCAGGGUGGAAGAAGUGAAACCAGUGAUUAACUCAAGGCAGUGUGAAAUUUGUGGUUAAACUAUGUUAACUUUUUCGGAUUUACAUAGCAACAAUUACUGUCAGGUUUUGUAAUUCUAACAAAACCUCCAUAGGUACAUCCAGCAGUGGAUGAGUAGAACUGCAACAUUAGCCUCU